ACCAAUGUUUUUGACUUAUGUUUAAUUUAAGAUUCCACUGUUUGGUAUCAUGUCAUCCGACUCAGCUGAUCCAUUUUACUGGAUACGUGUCAUUUUGGCUUCUAACAGAGGUAGGCUAAUUUGGGUAAAAUUACUUAAUAAGCAUGAUAGUAUUUUAAUAGAUCUAUCCUUUUCACUUGAAUUUAUAAACAUUGGUUUUAUGAAUCUUAAAAUAUUACUAAGGCCAAGGAAAAAAUACCUGGGUUUCCACUGAAAUCAUCAGCCCUAAUUUUUUUCUGAAGUUUGUAAAGAGCUUGGAACAAUUUUUCGUACCCAGUCUGUGUCAUUAGUUUGUACUAGCUGUAUAAAGUAUAACUUGUUUGAUAACAUCUAACAAAUGUUUUUGCCAUCUGUGCUGCCGUAAUUGACUACAAUUCUCAUGCAUGAGCAUUUAUAAAAAAAAUUACAAAAAGAAAAGAUAGCCUGACCUAGCCUACCUAUGUUUUUGCAACAAGAAAUAGGAGUCCAGGUAUUUCUUUUUUUGGCCUAAUUUAAAGUGGAAGUCAAGUCCGUUCUGCGCAUCGGUUCUGCUCAUAACAAUGUGAGGACCUCUAAUGUGAAAAUUGCCCAAAUUUCGAAUGUUUCGAAUUUUUCUGAACAUAAACUCUAUUUCAUAUUCAUUUAGAAGCAUAGCGGACCAAAAUAGUGUUAGAUAUUCAGACAGUACAUCAUAUUUUAAAAAAUACAGCAGUUCAAAAUGUAAACAAACCGUUUGUUUACAUUACAGACUUGACUUCCACUUUAAUGAAUUUUAAUGUGAACUAGAAUUGUGUUAAAAUUCCAUUACCAGUAGAUAUUUUUUUAAGAAGACAAAAAGUAAUCAGUGAUAUCCCAUUUGUCUUUAGGAACAUUGAUGGAGCUGGGUAUAUCUCCUAUUGUGACUUCAGGUUUAAUUAUGCAGGUAAAAUAAAUGUAAUUUUGGCUGAUAUGUACAGUAUCAACCCUUGAAAUUCAACUAUUUUUGCCUCGGCAAAUAAUUGCCGAAGACUUUCGAUAAUUUUUGAGUUUGCCACGGCAGUGCCUCAGCAAUUUUUUUUGCCGAGGCACGCAAUGAAAUCACCUUAAAUUCCUUCGGCAAUUACUUCGACACCCUUCGGCAUUCACGUCGGCAGUUGUAAUUAAAGUAAAGUACAUAUACGGAAAUUAUUGUAAACAAAUAUUAUAACGAGCGUAGAUUCUGAGACUUCUGACGUUCGACAAUUUGUUGUUAUUUUACAAAUUCCUGAUUCAAAAUGUUUUUUAAAAAGUUAGUGGUAAUUUACAACCAAUUGUAUGAAAGAAUAAACUUGACGGUAAAAUCACGCGACAGUCUAAAAGAUAAAACAAAGUUUCUCGACGUACCAUCUUUAAUUAAACCAUCAAGAUUGUUCUUUAUUUCAACCGAAGCCGACGCUGAAAAGCUCAAAUUUAAAUAUUUUGUAAAGUAGCUAUGAAAUCUUCUGUUGUUCACCCGACGUCGAUGACAACAAUUCGAACAAAGAAGUGAUACCAGGCCUUAAAAUAUCUUUUACGGGGCCGUCUGACAAAAUGUCCGGUGACGUUGAGUUUGGGUCGGACAUAUGUCCGAUGACCUUCAGUUCAGUUUUGACUCGGAAAUAAGUCUGAAUGACACAAAUGAAUAAACGGUAAAUGUUGUAAAGAUAUUAAAUAAUUUGUUUCUUUCAUACUUAUGUCCAAGCCAAAAUUAGCUUGCUUUCCAGAACAGCAGUAUUAAUAGAGCCUUCGACAACUUAAGCCCGUUUUCCACUUCACCAUUUCACUCGCCGCCCCGUGCUCGACUACGUUAAAACAACAUUUCCAGUUCACUUUUUAUACAAUAGUACUAUGAUUUUAUACAAGCCUCUAGUCCUGGGCUAGGAUACAUUUUGAUUUACGUCGGACAAAGCUACAGUUCGGUCUGACACCAAUACACUCAGGUCGGACAAACAAUAAACCUCAGUUUCACUUUGGUCGGACAGAAUGUCCGGUGGUUUCCUCUCUACGUCGGACAAUUUCACGAAUGAGUCGGACAAUGUCCGUGACCGACCGAUAUUUUAAGGCCUGGAUACAAAAAACGAACACUGUAGUUUGUAUAUUUAAGAAAAAAAAAACGAACAGACACUGUAGUUUGUAAUUUAAGGAACAGCGGGUGGAAUUGCCUCGGCAUUUUUUUGCCAAGGCAAACUAUGAAAAAUCGUAACUUGCCUCGGCAUUUGCGUCGCCAAUUGCCGAAUGCCGAGGCGAAUUUCGAGGGUUGAGUAUUGAAAAAAAUACUGAAAUUGACAUCAAACUAUAAUACUGACAAUAUCAAUAUGCAACAACAGCCUAUUUGUAAUUGUUGUAGAUUAUAAAAAAAAUUCUUAAAUUAAUGUUCCAAAAUUAAUUAAUUUUAAAUGUUUUCAUAGCUUUUGGCAGGAGCUAAGAUUAUCGAGGUUGGUGACUCUGUGAAGGAUCGUGCUCUGUUUAAUGGAGCUCAAAAAUGUAAGUAUACUGUAGUCAAGAAUAAUUCAGCCUCAAGUCAGGAAAUAAACCCAAUAUGAAUAUUAUUCAAAAGCAAAAGCACUCUUUUAAUACCCAUUCAUUGGACAGAGUAAAAUAUUCUAUUUAUUUGUAGUUUAGUGUUGAAUAAGCUGUACUACACCUUGUCAGUAUGGGCAAGCACCACUGCCAAUAACAUUUGCAGAUUCCAUACUAUCCUGUUUGACAAUUAUGAAUUCAAGAACAUUUGACCAUCUAUUACUUUGAGUCUGAAUGAACUGUACUGGAUUCCUGUCAAACUUCACUUACUCUGUAGUAUUGUGACCAGACUAUUCAUCAAAGCAAUUCACGAGGAGAGCCAACAUUUAAGUUGCACUAGUAACUCAAACAUCCCUUUCUUCAAGAGUGCAACUGACCAGUGGACAUUUUAUUACCACACAGUCAAUUAAUUUUUUUAUAUACAAGUUACAUAAAUAUCUAUUAGAGAGACAUUUUACUAUUUAAAUUUUCAAAUUGUUAAACAUAUAUAUCCUUUACAUAGUUUUUAUUUUAGUUAGAAUUUUAUAUAUUUUCAUUAGUAUAGUUUACUGUACACUACUUUUUUAAAGAAAGCCCCUUUGGAGAGAGUUAAAUAAAAUAUUGUUUUGUUAAGUAGAGUGCAUUGCCACGUGACGGCUUAACACAUUAUACAUGCAGGCCGAAAUGCUUAGGCCUCGAAUUUCCCUGAAAUCAAUCGACGGCAAUGGUGUUAAAAAUUGCUGUAGAACGUAACAGCUGUCUACGGCAAUUUUGGGCAGUUUUCACAGCAUUUUUCAAAUUACUGUAACAAAACUUUAAUUUCAUUGUUACUUUGGAUUUUUGACAAGCUAGAAACAUGUCUACCGGGUGUCCCAAAAAAAAGUACUCCGGUUUGAUUCGUAAUAACUUCUAAACAAUUAAAGCUUUUAAAGAGAAAUAACUUGCAUCAAAUAGAAGAAGGACUAACUUAGAUUUUGAUAUAUUAGAGUUGCAUUUCACUUAAAAAUUCACGGAGAUAUUAAUUUUUAAAAUCGGGAGCAUAUUUCUGGAUGUGUCUGAAAUAUGCAAAAAACGGCGUAUCAAAUAUUAAUCAACAUUUGCCCGACUGAAACAUGCACUAUUACCAGUAAAUAAAUGACAUUUGACAAAUUGUUUAUUAUGAAACAAAGUAUUAUUAUCUACAAAAUACAAGCAAGAUUUAUUUGUCCGAAAUAACGUGUGCAUGUGUUCCUAGCACGAAUACGUUUCCUUAUUUCAUGAGACCACUGCAUCGCAAAGGAUCGUCAUGCAUGAAUAUCCGCGUUCGUAGUUCUGAAUUAGGGCAUGCUGUCACAAUAGAAUUGUGAAGCUCUUCUAACUUCUUCGAAGUUCUGAAAUCUUGUUAAGAAAGCUCAAACUCUUUUGCCUUUUCUUAAUCUUGUUUAUCUUGUUAAGUUCAGAAUAAACUGAGAAUGAAACACAAUCAAACCAUACAACUCCAUAUAAGUAACAAGCAACUCCCCAGAGACAUCCAACAUUUUUGGAACGAAACGUAACAAAAUAGUAGCGUCGAUACUGUGAUGUGUAUUUGCAAAAAGCAAUAUUAUUUCCUUCAUAAUAAGAAUAUUCAUCCUGCUCUAACCGAGAAAUAAUCAACUCUGUUUUUAACCCAUGAAAAACAUAAAAAAUUAGGCUAUUUAAUUUAAGAAAAAUUUAAGCGCCUGCCUUAGUGGUCUUUCAUGUAUACCUUUAAGUUUGUAGGCUAAAGACCUAUUAAAUACUUGCAUAAUUUCGAACAUUAAUAUUUCAGGAAACAAUGACAUGAGCUAAGACUUACAUGCAUGUUAAGAUGUCUAAAUCUACGCCAUAUCCCUUGUACAAAUCCUAACGACAAUUCGUUGAAAUACAAGUUAGCCUGAUAUGUCAUUAAACAAACAAACGCUGGAGUUAUAUUUGAUAUGCCGAUUUUUGCUAAUUUUAGACACAUCCCAAAAUAUGCUCCCGAUUUUGAACAUUAAUAUCUCGGUGAAUUUUUAAGUAAAAUACAACUGUAAUAUAUCAAAAUCUAAGUUAGUCCUUCCUCUAUUUGAUGCAAGUUAUUUCUCUUUAAAAGCUUUACUUGUUUAGAAGUUAUUACGAAUCGAACAGGAGUACUUUUUUUUGGGACACCCGGUAUGUAUUUCUUUAGUGUUUUUUUUUCAAAGAAAACUGAGACUAAAAUUGCACUAUAUGGCAAAAAAUUGUCGUCGUUGCCGCAAUGAUCCACAGCAUUUUGUUCUCCCUCUACGGCAAUUGCCGCGAUAAAAUUCGAGCCCUGCUCUGUCUAUUUUACUCAUCAAGGAAAAGUGCUUCCACUCAAUGGGUUAAUUAAAAAAUUUCACAACAGCGUUACAGCCUAAAAUGUCCAUGGAUUUAUGACUGAACAUUUUCUUACCUAAAUUUUAUAUUAUAUUUUAGUAUUUGGUAUGAUUAUAACUGUUGGCCAAUCAGUCGUGUAUGUUAUGACUGGCAUGUAUGGCGAUCCCUCCGAACUUGGCUCUGGUAUUUGUCUCAUCAUUAUCAUCCAGGUAUUAAAAGCUUCAAGAUUGCAUUCUGAAGAAAAUAUACAAAAUCAAAUAGAUUAUUGCAUUUGCCCUUCAGUCUGUCCUGUGAGCUAGCAUGAAGUUCAAACAAUUGGUUAUCUAUACUAUUCAUAAAGUGAUCAUCAAUAUUUUGCUGUUAUUUGCUAUUAUAAUGAUGUGUUUUAGUAAGGUUGCAUAUUCUUUCCUAUUUUACAAAUUUCUUAAUGAAUUGUUAUACACAGUGUAAUGUAAAUCAUAUAUUUGCUUCUUAAUAGCUGUUCUGUGCUGGGCUUAUUGUGUUAUUACUUGACGAGUUAUUACAGAAAGGAUAUGGUCUAGGAUCUGGGUAAGUGCAUUGUAUUUAGGGUGCGGUGGUUUAGUGGUUAAUCAAUAAACGGGAAAAAACCCCUGGUGUUUUUUAAAAACUGAUAACUGAAGAAUCAGAAGAUGAAAAACUGCCAUAUGUACAGUAUUUAAAAAAUGGAUCUAGCAUGUGACAGUACACUAUUUAGUUCAGCAUUCCAUUGCAGUUUCACAUGUGUAAUCAUUAUGGUGCCUUUACAGUUUGGACAAGGUUUGGUUAAAAGUCUAUAUAUACUUGAUUCUACUGUACUUCCAAAUGUCAAUGCAAGUAGCGAUUUUAUUUUGAAGUGAAGUGAGGGAUGUACUUCCACUAAGUUAUUUUGGAAUAGAACUCUAAAGGAAUGCCCCAUCAUGAUCAUCAUACAUGAAAUUAUUUCAUAUUGUUAGUACGCAAUAAAAAAGAUUAAGCAGAUCAAACGAAAGAAUUUCGAGUAGCAUCAUGUAUGUUUUCAAAUAUAGUUUAAAACAUGUUUUUGAGAACCGAAUCACUGUUUCAUCGGCCGUUUUUCUCCUUUUGGUUUUGUAUAUAAGAUAAUUGUAUGUGCGUGUUUCUAAAUGACGACAUGCCAAUUAAAUGGUACUCUUCUAAAUAGAGUUACGGUACUGUUUUCUUUGCAGCAUCUCCUUGUUUAUUGCCACGAACAUUUGUGAAACAAUUGUGUGGAAAGCAUUCAGUCCAGCCACUGUCAACACUGGAAGAGGUAAGGCUUGGUGAAAUAUAGUGAUUCAUAAAAUAUAAUACUUCCAUUAACAUAAUCUAACAUAAUUAGCACUUAAUCUUUCCAGGUACUGAAUUUGAAGGUGCCGUCAUUGCUUUGUUCCAUUUACUGGCAACAAGAACAGACAAAGUUCGUGGAUUACGUGAAGCGUUUUACCGCCAGAACCUGCCAAACCUCAUGAACCUCAUGGCAACAGUUUUCGUCUUCGCUGUCGUAAUCUAUUUCCAGGUAUGCUCUUUCACACAGCUUUGGUCACUGGUCUGUACACUCUGGUCAUCAUUGGCUAUAUAACCGUGCAAUUGAGGGACACAUAGGACGCGCACUAUACAUAUAAUCUUAUUGUAGUGAUCAUUUUAUUUAGGGCUUCCGUGUUGACUUACCAAUCAAGUCUGCUCGCUACCGUGGUCAAUACAGUUCCUAUCCUAUCAAGCUUUUCUACACCUCAAAUAUUCCUAUAAUUCUUCAGGUAAGACAUGUGAUGAUGUGUUUUAAUGUUUUGAGUCUUUUGACGGAUAAUGGGAACCGUAUGGUGUUACUGUAAAAUUGUUUUAAAUACCCCCAAGAUCUAAAAUUCUAGCUAAGACCCUGCGGCUGAAAGCCAUUUAUAGUUUAAUUUUAUAGGUUUAAUAAAGAUGCAUUGACAAUUACUUCGUAAUUCAUAUGUAGCCGUAGUGUAUUGUGUAAGAUCCUAAGAGAGAGCCUAUUGUGUAAGAAAGACUUUGCAGCCUGGUAAUUGUUUUGUUCUUUUUUCUAUAGAGUGCUUUGGUAUCCAAUAUCUAUUUUAUCUCUCAAAUGUUGUCCGUAAAGUUUGGUGGACAUUUCUUUGUUAAUUUGCUUGGAACUUGGGAGGUACUUUAUUUUGUGGUAUCAUAACGUAUAAGAUUCAAUGCAGUGACUAGCGCAAUGGAGAUAGUUAAUACAGUGUUAAUAGUCAAAUAGGGCAGUUUAGUAGGGCAAAUAGAUAUAUGAUUGCAUGAAGAAAAUUAACAUUCAUUUAUUUCUUUCAUCGCUGAGUGGGACCACUUUGGGCAAUUCAUUUGAUUUAUUUCUUUCAUCGCUGAGUGGGACCACUUUGGGCAAUUCAUUUGACCUACCCAAAAGAAAAUAGUUUAUCAGGCCAUAUUUUUUCUAUUUGAAGUCCUGAAAACCUACCUGUAGAUCAGUAGAUGGUUCCACAGUAAUUCUAACAUUUGUUUUACUGUGACCUUUCCAGGAAGCCUCGGGUGGACCUGCUCGGUCAUAUCCGACAGGUGGUAUGUGUUAUUACAUGUCACCUCCAGAAACAUUAUCCCAUGUAAUUCAAGAUCCUGUUCAUGCUGUGGUUUAUAUCAUCUUUAUGUUGGGCACCUGUGCCUUCUUCUCGAAAACGUGGAUCGAUGUGUCAGGCUCGUCUGCUAAAGACGUUGCCAAACAACUGAAAGAACAGCAAAUGGUUAUGCGCGGUCAUCGAGACAAGUCUAUGAUUCACGAGUUAAACAGGUGUGACUUUGUUUGAGCGUUGUUUAUGUUCGCAUUAUUUUGUACAUUUUAUUCCAUCUUGUGUGACCAUUAUUCCAGGAUCGUUCACCUUAUAUCAUAGUAACCGAUUUUACAUUCUCAUUCUUGUCGCAGGUAUAUUCCAACUGCCGCAGCUUUUGGUGGUCUGUGUAUUGGUGCACUUUCUGUACUUGCUGAUUUCUUAGGUAAGAGGGUUUGGUAAUAGUUUACUAAAAUAUCUUGAGGGUUGGCAGCUGUGUGUGCCAUUUUACAUUUUCUAAUUUCCAGGGCAGUCACCUGCAGCACAGUGAUGAUAUUUUGUAAAGGUAUUUUGAAAUAUCUUUUUCUCUUUUUAGGUGCAAUUGGGUCUGGUACAGGUAUCCUACUGGCAGUCACCAUUAUAUACCAAUACUUUGAAAUCUUCGUUAAAGAACAGAGUGAGAUGGGCGGAGUUGGCACUUUACUUUUCUAACGAUGGAAUAUAAUAAUCUGAAAUAUUUACCAAAAACUGCACGAGUACUCUAUAUAAAGAACUGGUUGAAGACGCCACUGGAGCAAGAAUUUUGUUACAAUGGGAUAACACUGUCGAAGAGAAAUUUCUGAUUUUUGUUUGCAAAUCGUGGUAUUAGCGUGAAACAAGAGAGAACAUUUUUAAUUCUUGUAAAGUUGGCGAGAUGUUUACUGUAUUUUAAUCAAUUCUGUCUUAUGAUGAAAAUGUAUUGUGCGUGGUCUGUCAAAAUCAAUAAAGUUGUUUUAAAAUUUUUACUUUGUUUUACCUGGUCUUCAGAAGUUGCUUCACAAUACACCUUUUCGAUAAUUACGAC
This is a messenger RNA of Paramuricea clavata, 8436 nucleotides long. NCBI's taxonomy places the organism in Eukaryota, Metazoa, Cnidaria, Anthozoa, Malacalcyonacea, Plexauridae. The record is from the annotation of a GenBank genome assembly.